This is a messenger RNA of Lutra lutra (Eurasian river otter), 2261 nucleotides long. RefSeq names its product catechol-O-methyltransferase domain containing 1 (gene COMTD1). The transcript has 7 exons. The record is from RefSeq and is a predicted model, not a curated record. Bases 44 to 751 code for a protein of 235 amino acids. Gene Ontology annotation, molecular function: O-methyltransferase activity; S-adenosylmethionine-dependent methyltransferase activity. Lineage: Eukaryota; Metazoa; Chordata; Mammalia; Carnivora; Mustelidae.
GCCCCAGCCAAGUGACCCCGUACUUCGCUACCUUGGCCACAUCAUGAUCCAUCCCGCACCCCGGCUCUCGGUGCCCGCCGCGCUGGCCCUGGCCUCCGCCGCACUGGGCGCCGCUUUCGCCACCGGCCUUUUCCUGGGAAGACGGUGCCAUCUCUGGCGAUCCCGGCGACAGAAGCGCCUGCUGCCCCCUGAAGACGACCCCCUGUGGCAGUAUCUGCUGAGCCGCUCCAUGCGGGAGCACCCGGCGCUGCGGAGCCUGCGGCUGCUGACCCUAGAGCAGCCGCAGGGAGAUUCGAUGAUGACCUGUGAGCAGGCCCAGCUUCUGGCCAACCUGGCGCGACUCAUCAAAGCCAAGAAGGCACUGGACCUGGGUACUUUCACAGGCUACUCAGCCCUAGCAUUGGCCUUAGCGCUGCCCCCGGCCGGACGCGUGGUGACCUGUGAGGUAAAUCCGGGGCCCCCGGAGCUGGGGCGGCCCCUAUGGAGGCAGGCUGAGGAGGAGCACAAGAUCGACCUUCGGUUGAAGCCUGCCCUGGAGACACUGGAUGAGCUCCUGGCCGCAGGGGAGGCUGGCACCUUCGACAUGGCGGUGGUGGAUGCUGACAAGGAGAACUGCACUGCCUACUAUGAGCGAUGCCUGCAGCUGCUGCGCCCCGGAGGCAUCCUCGCGAUCCUCAGUAACUCAGCUCGACCUCACCUCUGCAGUGGAGGCUCUGCUCAGUGGACAUCACCUCAGAACCAGGCCACUUGACCUAGACCUGAGGACCUCAAGGUUGGAGUAUAUAUCCUGUCCUCCCCCUGAAGUCCUGGAGGAAGGUGAGGGACUAGGUGGGAUCACUGGCCAGAAAGGAGUGAAACAGGCCUAUAGGCAGGAAACUAUCAAGUAUGGCAGUUUUUAAAAGUUCCCCAUAAGAUGAAGAAUAUAAAGUUAGGCUUUCCCACACCAACAUCUAUGAGAGAAGGUGGACAGGGAGCCAGGCCCUUCACUCCUCUCAUUUGGACUUCCCUAAUCCCAGUCCCACAGAAGUCCUACAGAUCGUGUCUCCACAUCACAGGUGAAGGUCAAGGCAGAUAUUAAGUAUUCUUCCACUAACUGCCUCAGCCUAGAAUACAGUUAGGUUUUGAACCAGGGUUAGGCCUGGGUCCUCUAAGGCUGGAGACUAUUAGAAACAAGGCCAUAGGAGCGCCUGAGUGAUCUGUAGGUUAAAGCCUCUGCCUUCAGCUCAGGUCAUGAUCUCAGGGUCCUGGGAUCAAGCCCCGCAUCGGGCUCUCUGCUCAGCGGGGAGCCUGCUUCCCUCUCUCUCUCUGCCUGCCUCUCUGCCUACUUGUGAUCUCUGUCAAAUAAAACAAAAUCUUAAAAAAAAAAAAAGAAAGAAAGAAAGAAAAAGAAAAGAAACAAGGCCAAGGCCACAGGGGCCACAAGGGCCCACAGCUGGCAACUUCCAUCAUCUUCCAUCUCCUUGGACAUACCUAGAAUUUUAUGCAACCCUCAGGGCCCUGGGUGUGAUCCAGCCUUCGCUCUCCCGCAUGUUAAAAUGCUGUUAGGAUGCACCUGGGUAAAUACGUCCAAAUUACUCUUCAAUGUAUCUUUGACCAAAUGGUAAUUCACUUGUGCCACACCCCAGUCCUGAGUUCAGGACCAGGUAGUGUCCAGCCAUAGCUGAGGGAAGGCGGCCUGUUAGCUCUGAGGCAGCAGGCAUCCAGGGGCCGCAGCAGCUACCAGCCUAUGACCUCCCCACCAGGCGGAGUUGCAGAGAUGUCUGCUGCUCUACUUCACACCUCUCUUGAGUAUCCCAAAAGCAGAUGUGCUUUCACACCCAACUUACAGACAUCUUUUCCUGUUUGUUUGACCUAGCAAAAGAUCCUGACUCCAACAAAUUGGCUCAAGUUCCAGCUGUCUGCCAUUAAAUCAUGUGUCUUAUUCACACAGGCCAUUCCUGCCAGUCUCAUAGCACUGUACACACUGGCGAGUGUGUAGAGCCUUUCUUCACCUGGGGUCAACAACAAUCCAAUGGAUCUCUGGACAGACUUACAAACUGAAGAUAUAAAGGCAUAUAUCCUCUUAUUUUAUUGUAGUCCAAAAAGUUCAUGGAGUUACUUUAGAGACACAGAGGACUUUGACACAGAUUUAGGUAAAAAGCAAAACACUCCCCAGAAAAAUAAUGUGCUAGCUAGAUACAAGGGAGAUCUGACCCUGGCAAGUGUUUAAACUCUGCAAAUACUUGGAGUCAUUAAUUACGUAUACUUCUUUUUAUUCAUAA